AUGACGGCCUCGGCCACUCGCGGCACGUACCUGGCCGAAGUGCGACAAGCCAUCACGCAGGCGCUGUGCCUGAUGGACUACCCCUCACCCCAUGUGGAAGGACAUAAUAAGCCCGUCAUCGAGGUGGAGGGCCCGGGCCACGCCCUCAUCGCCGCGCCCAUCGUUCUUACCCGCGGCGCCCAGGAGGGAUGCCUGGUGGAGCAUUCCAUCAACUCCUCUCGCAUCUCCCUGAGGUUCAAGGCCCAGGACGAGGUGGAGAGGUGCAUCAUCGACACCCACCUGAAGUUCCUCAUGCACAGAGCUGAGGACUUGGGGAUUGUUCGCAAAAUCCCCAUGGCUGGUUACGAUGUGACCUUCCUGAUCACACAUGCGCACCUGACAACCCUUUCCCCCGGCCUGCUCUGUGAUCUCCUUGUGACAUUCCUGGAGAAUUUUGGAACAGAAGUGAAGGCCUCGAAGCUGAUGCUGAAGACUCGGUCACGAAUAGCAGUGGAUGGCUUCUGGGGAACAACGCAAGACUUACAAGCAGGGGACUAG
Auxenochlorella protothecoides is the source of this 537-nucleotide messenger RNA. Its product is annotated as Actin-related protein 2/3 complex subunit 4. The record is from RefSeq and is a predicted model, not a curated record. Gene Ontology annotation, biological process: actin filament polymerization; Arp2/3 complex-mediated actin nucleation. Bases 1 to 537 code for a protein of 178 amino acids. Gene Ontology annotation, molecular function: actin filament binding. The transcript has 3 exons. Lineage: Eukaryota; Viridiplantae; Chlorophyta; Trebouxiophyceae; Chlorellales; Chlorellaceae. Gene Ontology annotation, cellular component: Arp2/3 protein complex; actin cytoskeleton.